AUCAUUUUAAUAUUGUCCCCUAAUCAAUCUGUGUGUUAGCGAGACAAUUCUAGGGUUUGUUCGAUUCUCCGGCAGCGAUGAAAAGCGACGAUGAGACGGCGAAACGAGAUUCGACGGAGGUGGAAUCUGACUCUUCUGUCUCUAAAAAACAGGAGAUCGAAGAUGAAGAUGAAGACGACACAGGCAUGGAAGACGAAGUCGAUAGCGAUAGCGAUAGCAAUAACCCAUACUUAUGGAGUGCCGACGAAGAAGACGAUGACUCUCCGACAAUCAACUAUUCAAACUUGCAAGAUCCGGAACUGGAGUGGGACAAGGACAGUUACGACGACCACGAAUUGGUAUUCGAUGCUGACGGCCGCAAAGGUUUCUCCAGCGACAAGGCGUAUGAAGAGUUCCGCGAGUAUAAAACCAUGUGCUUUAAGAAUAGGGGGUUUAUAGAUGAUCCAUUCAGAUCCAUCUACCCCAUGAGAGAUCUGGACGAUCUCUCGAUAACCCCGACUGAUAGGCAAUAUUUGACAAAUAUUGCUUCCCUGUGUGUUAAGAAACUCAACGAGGAGAAGGGUUCGUCUGCGGAAGUUGUAAGCAUUGUGAGAGGCAAUCUUAAACCAGGAGGUGGGUUUAAGCUUUACAUCACCUUUAUGGCUCGAGAGUAUCCUAAUGGUCCUCCCGUGGAGUAUCAAGCCAAGGCCAUGGAUUUUGCAGGAGACAAAAUACCUCCACUUCCCAUUCUCUGCAGACCAGCGUCUAGCAUGCUCUAAUCUAUGACUUGCAUAAGUAUUUUUUAUGUUUAGUCUUUUAUUCUCAGUGUAACUACUUAGUAGUAUUUUUAUGUAAUUUCGGAUGAUUGUCUUUCUGGAUUUCAAAUCUUCAAUCUAGUCAUUGCAAAAUCGGUAUGUUGUUGCUGGUCGACGCGGAACACCAAGAUUAAGGGGUAUUUGAAAUG
Molecule: messenger RNA, 943 nt
Organism: Raphanus sativus (radish)
Lineage: Eukaryota; Viridiplantae; Streptophyta; Magnoliopsida; Brassicales; Brassicaceae
Exons: 3
Coding region: 78-758 (226 amino acids)
Source: RefSeq, a predicted model, not a curated record